GAAGCAGUAGCAGCAGCGGCAGUCCCGCCGCCGUAGCCAGAGUCGCCCGCCUCAGUCCCCUGCGCUCCCCCGGCCGGGGCAGGAGUCCCAUGUCCCGCAAGGCCAGUGACCAUGUGGAGUACACGUUGCGGAGCUUGAGCAACCUGAUGGGCGAGAAGCGGCGGCGGCAGGCGGAGGGGUCCGCCGGCUCGAGCGCGGCGGCGGCGGCUGCGGCGGCGGGCGAGCGGAGCCUCAUCGCCGCCGAGUCGUGCUCCAGCCUCAACAGCGCGGCGUCAGGCGGGGACCUGGAGCGGGCGGCGCGGCGGCAGUUCCAGCAGGACGAGACCCCCGGCUUCGUCUACGUGGUGUCGGUCUUCUCCGCCCUGGGGGGCUUUCUCUUCGGCUACGACACCGGCGUGGUGUCGGGGGUCCUGCUCCUCCUGAAGAGGGAGCUCAACCUGGACUCGCUCUGGCAGGAGCUGAUCGUCUCCAGCACGGUGGGCGCCGCCGCCCUGUCCGCCCUGGCCGGCGGUGUCCUGAACGGGCUGUGCGGCCGGCGGCCCUGCAUCCUGCUGGCCAGCGGCCUCUUCAUAGCGGGGGCCGGCGUGCUGGCGGCCGCCCGCGACAAGGAGACCCUGCUGGGGGGACGCGUGGUGGUGGGGCUGGGCAUCGGUAUAGCAUCUAUGACUGUGCCAGUGUACAUCGCAGAAGUUGCUCCACCACACUUAAGAGGCAGAUUAGUCACCAUUAACACUCUGUUCAUCACUGGAGGGCAGUUUUUUGCAAGUGUCGUUGAUGGAAUCUUCAGCUACCUCGCGAAGGAUGGAUGGAGGUACAUGCUGGGCCUCUCAGCUGUUCCAGCAGUUAUACAGUUCUUUGGAUUCCUGUUUCUUCCUGAAAGUCCUCGCUGGCUCAUUCAGAAAGGCCAGACUCAGAGAGCACGGAGAAUCCUGUCUCAAAUGCGUGGCAACCAGGCAAUUGAUGAAGAAUAUGACAGUAUCAAAAACAACAUUGAAGAAGAAGAAAAAGAAGUUGGAGCAGCUGGACCUGUGAUCUGCAGAAUGCUAACAUACCCUCCAACUCGAAGAGCCUUAAUUGUGGGUUGUGGUCUGCAGAUGUUUCAACAACUGUCAGGGAUUAACACCAUCAUGUACUACAGUGCUACCAUUUUGCAGAUGUCAGGAGUUGAAGACGAUAGGCUUGCAAUCUGGUUGGCUGCACUGACAGCUUUUAUAAACUUCAUUUUUACUCUAGUGGGAGUCUGGCUCGUUGAAAGAAUGGGUCGCCGGAAACUUACACUUGGUAGCUUAGCAGGUACUGUUGUAGCAAUCCUUAUCCUAGCUUUGGGAUUUUUGCUAUCAGCUCAGGCCUCGCCAAGGAUAACACUUACUCCAUCAGAUCCUUCACAUCAAAACUCUACCUGCACAAAAUACAGUUAUUGCCAUGGAUGUAUGUUAGAUCCAGACUGUGGUCUCUGCUACAAAUUUAAUAAAUCAAGCGUUGUUGAGUCCUCAUGUGUUCCUGUUGAUAAAGAUUCUACGACGAAAGCAGCUUGGGGCAGGUGUUCAAAUGAAACAGCAUUCAAAAAGGAAGGUUUGUUUUGGGCAUACAAUUUCUGCCCCACUCCAUACUCUUGGACAGCACUUUUGGGCCUUAUUUUGUACUUAGUUUUCUUUGCACCUGGGAUGGGCCCUAUGCCCUGGACUGUCAAUUCUGAAAUUUACCCACUUUGGGCUAGGAGUACAGGAAAUGCGUGUUCCUCUGGAGUCAACUGGGUUUUCAAUGUGCUUGUGUCACUGACGUUUCUGCAUAUGGCUGAAUAUCUGACAUACUAUGGAGCCUUCUUCCUCUACGCAGGGCUUGCUGCCUUGGGACUGGUUUUCAUCUAUGGCUGCCUUCCUGAGACUAAAGGGAAAAAACUAGAGGAAAUUGAGUCUUUGUUUGAAAACAGGCUAUGUACAUGUGGUAUGUCGGAUUCUGAUGAAGGGAGGUAUAUUGAAUAUAUUCGGGUGAAGGGAAGUAAUUACCAUCUUUCUGACAAUGAUGCUUCUGAUGUGGAAUAAUUUUCAGCUGCUGGUGUAUUUAAUCAUUUAAAAGCCUUCUGGGGGAAAAGCAGCUCUCUGAUGACCUCACUGCCCUGCUUCUGGUCUGGUUCUCCUUUCUACUGUCUAGUUAAAAAUGCCUUCAUGUUCAAAAAUGCUCCAUUUGGGAGGAUAUUCAGAAUGCUAGUGUUUUCUUGAUAACUCAAAGCAAUGGCUUCUAAAAGAGACUGAAUUCCACAAUUAUGUGAAUUCACCAUGUGUGUGCAACACUGCACCAUCCCGAGGUAGUUAGUAGGGUGCACUGCACCAGACAAAUAAAGAAGGCUAUCCUAGAUGGUCAGUGGUGGUCCUUAUCUUCAAUAGUGACAAGGGGUACAGAGUGACUAAUCAGAAAGCAGCCGUUUGUUGGAUCCCUAUGCCACAGCAGCCUGGGAAAUAGCUCUGCUGUGCAAUCCAACAGAUGACGAGUGCAUAAGCUGCUGCAGUGGUAACCAUUGGAAAGGUGUAACUGAUUAAGAACAUACAAAUACCUGCUAUGUCUAUGGAGGGAACACUUACCAGAUUUGUCCCAAGAGAAUUUCCAUUUUCAUUUAUUUGAGAUAACAAGUAGAGAGCUAUACUUGCCUGAGGGGAGCUUCACUAGGGUAGGUGUUACACCGGGUUAUCUUGCCACUGCUGCUCUCAAGUACACUCUGCAGUCAGGAGUUAGUGUUUGUGAGAGAAGCUGCCAAAAUUAACUACCUAACAGCAGGAAAACAGAGCUAAGUGUGUGUCUACACGUACAAAUGGACUGGUGUUUAUGGCUGGGUACAACAUGGAGGCUUCAGUUAAUUGGGAAAAAAAUAAUUUUGUUUUCCUUUUUGCAUUUGAACAUUUGGGUCUGGGCCUGGCUUUGAACACAAAAUAUCAUGAACUGAAAGAAAGAAAAGGAGGGGAGGUGUUUUGUUCUGCUAAACGCACAGUGGUCAUCCCUCCUGCACCUUUUGCUCAUGAAUAAUCAUACUGCCUUCAGUUUAUCUUCAUAUGUGCAGAUUAGAUGAAUGCCAGCACAUUCUUCUUUCAAAUGCCCUUAGUCAACCAGUGUCUUGCUGGAUCUAAAGAGAAGUAUUAGCAGUGGGCAGAAGCCUACAUCUCAUGUUAAUUGCCUUACUGAAGCAUUGCAAAAUUGUCAAGAAAAUGUCAGGCACAAAAAUCAACUUGGCUGCCUUUAGCAUGGUAAUGAAAAUGUGAACGGGUUUUUAUUCACCUGCCAUGAUUGCUUGCCUUGGAAAAUUGAAUUUUAUGCAGUUACAUACAAAUAUGAUGUUAUUUUUUUUCCUCGCCCUGCCCUUGCUGCUUUAAGCCUUCAGAGAUACGAGUUUGAAAGCAUCAGCAGUUCAAAUUCGUAUCUUUGAAACAUUUGCUUCAUGAAAGAAUGUGGAAAACCUCCUCUGCCUGUGGGCUGCCCCCCCAUUCAUUUGGUAAAAGUACAUUCAUUUUUCAUUGUGUAAAGGUUAAAGAAGUUGUUUGGUUCAUUAGCUUUUAUAGAGCUGCUCUGUGGGCUUGUCUUCAGUUGAAAAACACUUCAAAUGUAGGAUUACUAUCAAAACUGAGACUGGACAUUUGUUACUAAAUUACUUUAAUUCGAUAAUGUUGGGUUUUGUUGUAAAGAACUCUGACAUUAUGUUAUCUGAGCUUCUGUGAGAGGUGUGCUUACUCUCCAGUUACUGACCUUCAGCAACUGGCUGUAUUUUGUGUUACUGCCUUUUUUACUUCAUUAGUUGAGGAAAUAUUUUUGGAGAGAAAAUCUUUUAAAGCAUUCUGUGACUUGACGGGGAUUAAAAAGGGAAAACAGAGUCGAUAGAGGGAAUUUCAAAUGAAUCGCUGCCAAGAGUGGCUCGACCUUAAACAUCAGCUUGAGCAGCGAGGGGGCUGGAUUCUCACACCUUCCAUCUUGCCUCCCCUUGAAGCGCACAAUAUCUCUGUGCUUGAGAGCACAAGCUGUUGCAAACACUCAGGUCUUCAGACCUGUCUACGAAUGCACCCGCCACAGGAUGCCUCUGUUAGGCUGUCACCUCUUUGAAGCCUUCACAGAAGUUGCAGAAUGUGAAAUGAGAAAAAGGGAUACGUGGCACAGUUUUAAGGGAAAAUUUGUUUCUUCCUAAAUCCAACAAAUAUGUAUUUGAAGAUCCUGUUUUGGAGCAGUUUUGUUACCCAGAACAGCAUGAAUAGGUGUGUAACACCCAACCUGUGCUCAUAUGGUUGAUAGGUUUAAGUGAGUGUUUACUGGCUUUUGAGAAUAGGGCUUUUGGUUCUGAUCCCCUCAAAAUCACAAGCCCACACUCACUGUUACACCUAUGAACGUUCCCUUGCGUGAUGUGUAUUGCUGGAGCAGGGCACAAGCUGGGGAUUGUCCCUGUGCCAGCACAGUGGUAGUGCUGACCUCAAGCUUCGUUGCACUUGUGUCCACAGGUAGAGGAAACCACUGCACUUAUUGGGCAUAACCAAAGGAAAGUCACUAGAAAGAUCACUGUCACAAGGUCAGCCUUUUCUGUUUUGCAGGCGGUGCUGCGGCUUUUUAGCAGCAGAAGAACAUCUCUCUUUGCCAGCCCUGUUUCACAGAUGCUCUCGGGAGUGGCCCUCGGCUAUGUACAGCACUGGGCCCGUUUUCUCACAUGAGUUCAGUCUUACUGAAAGCAGUUUUCUGAAGGUUUGCAUCCCCUACCCUUUUUCUAGAGGCAAAAUGAUUGAAACUCGCGCAUUUUAUUCAUCAUUGCUAUUGGCUAUGAGGGUGCAAAGUAAAUUAGGUUCUUGAUUGUUGCUCCCCCUUUCCCGCGCGCAGAGUUGGGUUUAAGUCUUCCUUUCAGGGUUGCUUUACACCAAGACAAUAUUCCAUACCUUAGAAACGCUGAACUGAGUAUGAAGCAUCAUGUGUAAUACAAAUGAGAUCAAAUACUUCAAAUAAGUCUUAGCAAUUAGGGUUUUAUUUUUAGAAUCUGUGAAAAUUUAUAGUGUAUCAAGAAAAUUAAAUGUUUCUAUUUUGCAAAGAUUUUUAUAUUUGUGCAUAUUUUAAGUUUUGAGAGAUUUUUGCUAAAGGUAGACUUAGUAACAUUCCAGAUAAAAGAAUAAUACUACAGGGUAGCUGAAUAAUUUCUUAUGGCAGGAUUUUAAUUUAUGAAGUAAAUCAUGUGUCUAAGCACAAUAUCAUUUUAUUGAAAGCUUUCUGCAGAAGAUGUGCAUUUGUUUCUUCACAGAGACUGCACACUUAAUUCAGGUAUUCUGUGCAUCAGGAGUGCUGGAGUAAUGCUGGUAGAGUUGGACACAUUUAUACACAACACUGAUAUUUCAGUUCUGAUUGAUCUACCGACUCUUCAUGUUGUGAUCUAACAGCAAGGAUAAAGGAAACAAGUCCUGAUGCAUUUUUAAUCUUUUAAAAUGUAUUUCACAUUAAUUCAUAUAUAGUAGUUUGCUCACCAUGUUGAAAUUCAAAGUGUUGGGGGGACGUUGAGAUAAUUUGCCACUUCUUUCUUCCCUGUGUCACUUUGCUGAUCAAAAUCAUCUUAACAAGAGAAACAAACCUGUUCGCAAAAUAGGCAUAGAAACAAAGCAUGGCCCAGGACUCAUUUGGAGAGCUGAACUGCAUUGCUAUACAUGCACCUUAGGGAUAUGGUAGAUGUUGCUACCUUGUGAGUUGCAGUGACAGCCCUGUGAGAAAUUUUGGGUCUAGAGCACAUACAUCCUGAGGAUCAUCGUUCUGACUUAUUUUGGCAAGAAUUGGUAAAUUUAGCAUUUCACUGGUGCAGGAGUUAGGGUUGGAAGGCAAAAAGAAAGAAAUGAUGUGUUAAAAGCCCCACAAGGUCAUAUUUCAGUAGAGACUGGUGUCAUAGCCAAGAGGAGCAGUCUCUGGCUUGUCUCCCAUGUGGGAGAAGGAUGGUGGGAACAAGGGACUGUCCUUGGUCCUGUGGAUGGGAGCAGGAGAACUGACAGUCUAAUGGGGGAGAAGCACACAAGUGCUCCUCUCCCUUGCCUACACAGAGGUGAGAAUGUGGCAAUGGAAUUUGCAAAGCUAGUGCUUGUUACCUUGGUGAAAUCUUUUGCCUUUCUUAGUCAUUUGUGUUGAGCACUGGGGAGAAGUUCAGACUUCCAGGGGCUGCCAGAGGCUCUGAGCAAAGAUCUUUCCUUCACCCAUGAGGGUGUUGGGCACAGUCCCACAGGUACACAGUAGGCUAAUAGAAGAUGGACCCUGUAUUUGUCAGCUUUAUACCCAGCUUUCUACUUAAUGUCAGUUCUCUUCUAACGUGGUCUUCUUGACAUUUUACUUGUACUUACGUAAAAGGGUUUGUUACCUGAGAGAGAGAGAGAGAAAAGGAGAAACAGGCAGUCUUCACAGCACAGAGAUCUCGGGGUAGAAAUCAAGGCAGAAGAGGCAGUUCUGUAAAGCACUUUUGAGAGUAAGAUGUUUGUGCACUUUUUUCUGAGAGAGUCAAGCUAACCAAACCCAUUCCUCUGCGUUGGGUAGAAAAUCAAGCUUUGUGUACCAGGCCAGAAGCAGAUAAUGCCACAAUAUGUGCUUUAUGGCAAAAUGUGUUUUUAUUGCGGGUACCAUUUACAGCUUACAUGUAGCUGCUGCCUAUGAAGUGACUCAGUCGUUCUCUGGAUUUUAAUGAGUCACAUUUUUGUGCAAAAAUCUUAGUGGUUUUCUAUCGAUCUCCAUCACCUUGUAUACAGUACAGUUAAGCAUAAUCCACAAAGUGGUCUAGGUUGUGGCAGUGUUACAAAUGUCAGCACAGUAAAAUCUAGGUGAACAUUGUUAAAGAAAUAUUGUUGUUUGUGAUAUUGGGGGUUAAAACUCCUUAAAGGCAACUAUAUAUAGAUUUUAAAAGUCUGAAAAAAUGGCAGUUCUUAUCUAUUUUGUGUAUGUUUUCAUAUAGAGAAGGAGUUUUUUAUGUGCCAAUAAUCAUCACUGUAGUGUUUUGUAAAUGGGUGUUAAUAGUGUUCCAGAGUUCUGUAUAUGAGAAUAUACUCUAGCCACAAUACCUGUUAGUGUGAACAGAGCAGCAUGUUUUUAACCGUCCUCACGCCUCUUCACCAGAGGUGCUCGCUCAUCAGCUUCAGUAGAGCUCACUCACUCCAGGGGAAGUUCGACCACCAUCAGGCCUCAAGAAUACAGAUUUCAUCUAAAUCCCCACUUUUUCACAUUGUCCUUCAAUGGUUUGUUACAUGUGAAUGAUCUGGCAUGUGUAAUUAUAAAGCUUGAACUCCAGUUGUAGUCCUCUAUUCUGUUGAGAUAGUUUGUCAAAAUUUGGUUUGGCUUUCCAUUGCAUUUAUGUCAGUAUGGGGCACACUGGUUAAUCAGGAAUAUUGUCCACCUGUUUCUAAAGGAAACUUUCAUUUCUGAGAUGUUAAAAUAAAGGCAAUUGUCUCUCGCUGCCUUAAACAUUACAUGGACUUUAGAGAGGACUGAAUGUAUGACCAUCAUCGUGACUUCUGCAGGAGAAACUUCCUGGGUCCUCAGCAGCUGUGAUACGAGUCAGUUUUGUGGUGCUGGGAUGCUGCGUUACACCACAGGCCCUGCCUCUGGCACGCCUGCCAGCUGUUCGAUUUUAAGUGUUCAAGUAGUCCCCGCGAAAUCAAUAAGAUUAUUCAUAUGCUUGAUCCUCUCCAUGCAUUCAAUGUUCUGCUGGUCCAGGGCAUUGCUGGGAAGUGGCACGAGUCACAUCUCUGCUCUCCAUCAUAAAUCUCACACCCCUACAAAACCACCGAUCAGUUUUAGUCUAUGUAGAAAAUUUUAGACAUUAUUAGAGACCAAAUGGAUAGUAAUAAUGCCAUGUUGAGUAAGAACAUGCACAUGGUGCCAUCAGGCAUACUGUAAUCCCUGGGUGCAUGUUAUGGUAUUCAGUAUAAAACGGGUUUUGGCAAAACUAAUCGCUGGGCUGUCCAAGUUACUUCUUAACCAUGUCAAACAUGUGCCAUUUCCUUUUGCAACCAGUCAAGCCUACAAUGUAUGAAAGUGGUGUACAUUUUCUGGAACUUAAGUGAUGUAAAAUUAUUCAACUGACUUCUGAUUGCUUUAAUGAAGUUUGGUCUUUACAUGAAAAUAAAUAUCUUCAAAGAAUUGUCAGUGCCAGAAGUGUAAAUGAACAAAAUAAAAAGUGAGAUACUUAAUAACAGAA
Messenger RNA from Melopsittacus undulatus (budgerigar), 8173 nucleotides. RefSeq names its product solute carrier family 2 member 13 (gene SLC2A13). Gene Ontology annotation, cellular component: apical plasma membrane. The record is from RefSeq and is a predicted model, not a curated record. The transcript is spliced from 10 exons. Gene Ontology annotation, molecular function: myo-inositol:proton symporter activity. Gene Ontology annotation, biological process: myo-inositol transport; transmembrane transport. The coding region runs from base 90 to 2042 and encodes 650 amino acids. Lineage: Eukaryota; Metazoa; Chordata; Aves; Psittaciformes; Psittaculidae.